CUCUUGGCAAGCUGGUGGUCGCCAGCCUCGGAUUUGUCUCUCGGCUGCGCCGGCGCCGUCAUGUCAUCCACGAUGAAUUGGUUACUUCCCAUGCUGAUGAUUUUUUCCCAUGGCCUGGCCACGGCGAGCGCUCAGUCUACCACGACAGCAACUACAACAGCUGCCGACGCUACAACCACAGCUCCUGCCACUACAACAGCUGCGGAGACAACAGCUGUUGCGGACACUACCACAGCUGCGGACACUACAACCACAGCUGCGGACACUACAACCACAGCUGCGGACACUACAACCACAGCUGCGGACACUACAACCACAGCUGUAGACACUACAACUACAGCUGCGGACACUACAACCACAGCUGCGGACACUACAACCGCAGCUGUGGACACUACAACCACAGCUGCGGACACUACAACUGUUGCGGACACUACAACUACAGCUGCGGACACUACAACUACAGCUGCGGACACUACAACUGUUGCGGACACUACAACUACAGAUGCGGACACUACAACUGUUGCGGACACUACAACCACAGCUACGGACACUACAACCACAGCUGCGGACACUACAACCGCAGCUGCGGACACUACAACCACAGCUGCGGACACUACAACCACAGUUGCGGACACUACAACCACAGCUGCGGACACUACAACCACAGCUACGGACACUACAACCACAGCUACGGACACUUCAACCACAGCUGCGGACACUACAACCACAGCUGCGGACACUACAACCACAGUUGCAGACACUACAACCACAGCUGCGGACACUACAACCACAGCUACGGACACUUCAACCACAGCUGCGGACACUACAACCACAGCUGCGGACACAACCACAGCUGCGGACACUUCAACCACAGCUGCGGACACUUCAACCACAGCUGCGGACACUACAACCACAGCUGCGGACACUACAACCACAGCUGCAGAAACUACAACCACUGACAGUACGACUUUCACUGAGGGCACUACCAGUACAACCACUGACAGUACGACUUUCACUGAGGGCACUACCAGUACAACCACUGAUAGUACGACUUUCACUGAGGGCAAUACCAGUACAACCACUGACAGUACGACUUUCACUGAGGGCAUUAUCACUACAACCACUGACAGUACGACUUUCACUGAGGGCACUACCAGUACAACCACUGACAGUACGACUUUCACUGAGGGCACUUUCACUACAACCACUGACAGUACGACUUUCACUGAGGGCGUUACUUUCACUACAACCACUGACAGUACGACUUUCACUGAGGGCAUUACCACUACAACCACUGACAGUACGACUUUCACUGAGGGCGUUACUUUCACUACAACCACCUCCACAACGACCACUGAGGCAACGACCACUACAAGGAAGCCCUGUAGAAAAGGCUGCAGGAGAGGACGCAGACUGUUACUUCAGAUCAUGCAAAAAGCAUCACUCGGUUGUGAUAAACCGUAAAUCGCAUCAGGAGGUUGCUUCUGUUUCGUGAAUCAGGAGUUCGCUAAAUCUAAUGGUAUGAUGAGCUCCGAAUAAAGAAAAUAAGAAGAA
This is a messenger RNA of Penaeus monodon (black tiger shrimp), 1554 nucleotides long. RefSeq names its product cell wall protein IFF6-like. The coding region runs from base 61 to 1464 and encodes 467 amino acids. Lineage: Eukaryota; Metazoa; Arthropoda; Malacostraca; Decapoda; Penaeidae. The record is from RefSeq and is a predicted model, not a curated record. The transcript is spliced from 3 exons.